UUUUCGGUGAAUGGAAUCCUUGUUGAUAUCCGAAAGUUUCGUUCAGUUGUGUGAUGAUUGAGUUUAUUAUAUGGUUUAACCCUAUAAUUUUAAUGAAAUAGCUUCCUUCCUUCCUUCCUCAAUGGCAGGCGAGUGUAGCUCAAUCUAUAGAAAUGUCCCAAACACAUAUUCUGCCACUUUUUUUAAUUUUAUUAGCUCCAGUGGAGGGCGAAAGGGAGAUGAUAUUCGAAAUGAAAACUUCUUAUGAAGAGGCUGACAAUGGCACCUUGUUAUGCUACUUGAAGUGUAAGUCGGACAGAAUUCAAUAUACAGUAGAUAGCAGUAUAUUCUUAGACUUGAUAAAUAUCUUUCCCGAUGAAAAAUUUUUCAUACUUGACGGAGCUAUCAGGAAUAUAAUGUUAGAAUGUAUGGGAUCCAAUCUAUCAACGAAAACUUGUGGGGAGAACUACAGCAGAUGUAAACCUCUUAUAUCGAAGUUUUCGAAUAUAAGCGGUGAAAAUUCAACAUGCUGCCUCCAGGAGAUCUAUCCGGAUAAGUCGAAGCUAGACUGGCGCAAUUUCCUGGGUUUUCCAGAGGGAACGGAAUGUCUGAUGAAAUGUAUUAAAGCGCAAACAAGUAUUUUCAAUAAGAAGGGGGAAGCUGAUGCUUCGAAUGUAUACAGAAAUACGGAAUUUGUUGAUAUUAUUCCAGAAAAGAAACAAACUUUCAGGCGCUGUGUACUCAACGGAUCUGGCGUUCAUACUUGCGAAGAGAUAAUUCAUCUUUAUAUUUGCUUUUUCAGGAACAUGAAGAAAGCUGAUUCCAGGGAAUGGCUUUAUCCUUAAAACUUUUAACUAUGAUAUAGAUGCAUAAUAUUUUUUAUGGAUUUGGAAAGAUAUUCGUAUUGAAGUGUAUGAUUAAACUGACAU
Messenger RNA from Coccinella septempunctata (seven-spotted ladybird), 908 nucleotides. RefSeq lists its product as uncharacterized. The coding region runs from base 153 to 824 and encodes 223 amino acids. The record is from RefSeq and is a predicted model, not a curated record. The transcript is spliced from 3 exons. Gene Ontology annotation, molecular function: odorant binding. Lineage: Eukaryota; Metazoa; Arthropoda; Insecta; Coleoptera; Coccinellidae.